AUGGCUUCUCUUGGGUAUUUUUUGGAUUUUAAUCACUAUGCUUCAAAUGCUAAUCAAGGUGGAAAGUUAUGGGUGUUCUGGAAUAUUCCUAAUAUUUUUGAAAUGGUGCGUUGUACGACCCAAACUGUGUCUGGUUGGUUCAAGUGGGAUGUUCACUGCGUUUUUGUUACUUUUGUCUAUGCUAAAUGCUCAUAUGUUGAUAGAAGAGAACUUUGGCAUGAUUUAGAAGAGUGGACAGAUUUGGAUCAGCCAUGGUUAGUUUUGGGUGAUUUUAAUGUUAUUCGUAGGGAUUCGGAAAGAGUUGGUGGGAACCCUCGGCCUUUUAUUUCGAUGUUAGAGUUCAAUGAUUGUAUUGAUCGUUGUGGUCUGUUAGAGACAUCUAGUUCUGGUCAGCGCAUGUCGUGGUGUAAUGGACAUGGGGGAGUGUCCAAAAGUUGGGCAAACUUAGACAGAGUGCUCAUGAAUAAUUUUUUUGCCAGUCUAUUUCCUUCAGCUCAUUUCAAUUAUUUGAGCUGUAAAUCUUCUGAUCAUUGUCCGAUGGUUGUUUUCUCUGAUCAACUACCUAUUUCCUAUGGCCCUUCUCCAUUUCGUUUUUUGAAUAUGUGGUGCUCACAUGAUGGGUUUAUUAUGUGUGUGAAGGAAGCUUGGAACCAGCAGGAUGCAGUGUCUGGUCUUCUAAAGCUUUCUGUUCAUUUGAAAAGAACCAAGAUAGCGCUUCGUGCUUGGAAUAAAAAUGUUUUUGGUAGGGUGGAUGUGAAUAUUCAUGCACUGGAAGAGAGGUUAGAUUUCUUGGAAGCCAGCUUCAAUCUGGUUUUUCUGAGGAGAUUGAGGAUGAUUUUGUGGCUACUAAGACCGAGAUUGAAAUAUGGGAGAAAAGAGAAGCUUCUCGUCUUGGCCAAAUUGCUAAAAAGAAUUGGUUGA
This is a messenger RNA of Juglans regia (Persian walnut), 921 nucleotides long. RefSeq lists its product as uncharacterized. Bases 1 to 921 code for a protein of 306 amino acids. NCBI's taxonomy places the organism in Eukaryota, Viridiplantae, Streptophyta, Magnoliopsida, Fagales, Juglandaceae. The transcript has a single exon. The record is from RefSeq and is a predicted model, not a curated record.